This is a messenger RNA of Apiotrichum porosum, 1617 nucleotides long. RefSeq names its product isocitrate lyase 1 (gene ICL1). Gene Ontology annotation, molecular function: isocitrate lyase activity. The transcript has 4 exons. The record is from RefSeq and is a predicted model, not a curated record. Gene Ontology annotation, biological process: carboxylic acid metabolic process. NCBI's taxonomy places the organism in Eukaryota, Fungi, Basidiomycota, Tremellomycetes, Trichosporonales, Trichosporonaceae. The coding region runs from base 1 to 1617 and encodes 538 amino acids.
AUGCAGGGCGAGAUCCAGACUUUCCAGGACGAGGUCAAGGCCACCGCGGCCUUCCAGAAGCAACCCCGCUUUGCCCGUACCAUCCGCCCCUACUCGACCGCCGAUGUCGUUUCUAAGCGUGGCACUAUCCAGCCCACCUACCCUUCGGACCUCAUGGCUAAGAAGCUCUGGAAGAUCCUCGAGGCCAAGGCUCGUGGCGAGGGUGGUGGCUGUACCUUCACCUACGGCGCCCUUGACCCCGUCCAGAUCACCCAGAUGGCCAAGCACCUCGAGACCGUCUACGUCUCGGGCUGGCAGUGCUCGUCGACCGCCUCGAGUUCGCUCGAGCCCGGUCCGGAUCUUGCCGACUACCCCUCCAACACUGUUCCCAACAAGGUUGCCCAGCUCUUCACUGCCCAGCUCUUCCACGACCGCAAGCAGCGCUUCACCCGCUCGACCGCUAUUGCCAAGGGCGAGGACCCUGGAGCUUACACCGACUACCUUCGCCCCAUUGUCGCCGACGGUGACACUGGCCACGGUGGUCUCACCGCGGUCAUGAAGCUUACCAAGAUGAUGGUGGAGUCGGGUGCCGCCGGUAUCCACAUUGAGGACCAGGCUCCCGGUACCAAGAAGUGUGGUCACAUGGCCGGCAAGGUGCUUGUGCCCAUCUCGGAGCACAUCAACCGCCUUGUCGCUAUCCGUUUCCAGUGCGACAUUAUGGGCACCACCAACCUCGUGGUCGCCCGUACCGACUCGGAGGCUGCCACUCUGAUCACCUCCAACAUUGACCCGCGCGACCACGCCUUCAUCCUCGGCUCGACCAACCCCUCGCUCCGCCCCCUCGUCGAGGUCAUGGGUGAGGCUGAGGCCGCCGGCAAGCUUGGCCCUGCACUCCAGACCAUUGAGGAUGAAUGGCUCAAGGCCGCCAACCUCCAGCUCUACAACGACCUCCUCGCUGGUGAAAUCAAGAAGCAGGGUGGCAACCCCGCCAAAUUCCUCGACGAGGUCUCUAACGCCUCGAACGCACAGGCGCUGGCCAUUGCUAAGCGCAACGGUCUCCGCUCGGAGCCCUUCUUCGACUGGAACGCCCCCCGCACUCGCGAGGGCUACUUCCGCUACCGCGGUGGCACCAAGUGCGCCAUCAACCGUGCUGUUGCGUACUCUGACUUCUGUGACCUCGUGUGGAUGGAGACCAAGAGCCCCAUUUACUCGCAGGCCAAGGAGUUUGCUGAGGGCGUCCACGCCAAGGCCCCCGGACUGUGGCUCGCUUACAACCUUUCGCCCUCGUUCAACUGGGAUGCCGCUGGCCUUGGCGCCAAGGAGAUGAAGGACUUUGUCUGGGACCUCGGCAAGCUGGGCUUCGUCUUCCAGUUCAUUACCCUCGCUGGUCUCCACUCGAACGCCUACAUCAACGACCUCUUCGCCCAGAACUUUGCCAAGGAGGGCAUGAAGGCCUACGUCGAGCUCAUCCAGCGCCGCGAACGCGACAUUGGCUGCGACGUUCUCACCCAUCAAAAAUGGAGCGGCGCCGAAUUCGCAGAUGCUAUGUUGAUGACCGUGACCGGCGGCGUAUCGAGCACUGCCGCUAUGGGUGCAGGUGUGACAGAGGGCCAAUUCGCUUCCAAGACGAAGCUGUAA